AUAAUUAUGCAGAUGAUCAAUGAAUAUUCAAGAAGCGGAAAAUAAUGGUGAAUUAACAAAAAUUGUAAACCCCUCUUAAGAAAAUGCGUGACAGUCUUUUUCUCAGGAUUCCUCGUGAAAUGUGACACUGAAGAGGUGCUGGAGUUUUUCUUGAAAAGAAAAAGUUACGGAAUUAGAAUAACAUGCCCAUUGCAUCUUCGAUUUUAUCAUUUUCAUUAUUAUUAUUCAGAAGAUGGACCCUAUUCAUAUGGAACAAGCCCGCCAACAGGGGUCAUUGACUUGAAAUUGAAGCUUCCAAAGAAUAUUACGGUGUUUAUUCGAAAGAAGUAACAGAAGGUAGUUAUGGGAAAUACAGAAAAAAGACCAGUUAUCAGGAAAGAAACAGUAAAUAAAUAAAUAAUUGUCAUGCCAGGAUUGUCCAGUAAAGGUUAUGAAAGCCAUGUUAUCUGUGUGAAUAAAUGUAUCUGCAAUUUCGUCAAGAACAGCAAAACAAAAUCACCCCGUCUCGAGCGCAUGUUUCCCUCCGGUGCGUGAUUUGCGAAGCCCUUUUGUGACGAUGUAAAAAGAGAUAUGGAUUUUGUGCUGCUGCUGCUGAUUCUGGCAGGCACCGUGGUAGCAGUGCUGUUCUUCCUGAUCUGCAUGACAGCCUGCGUCUACAGCUGCCUUGUCCAGGAGAAGGACGUCGUCAACGUCCAGUGGUUGUGAACAAAAAAGCGGAUAGUAUAUCGCGGAGGACGUAGAGUGGGAAUUGUAUACCGUAGUUACCGCGUGAAUGGAAUACGUUUUCUAUGUAUCUUCUCGGUUUCUGUGGCGUAAGCAAAGUGGUUUUGUAAACAUGCUGCAGAGAAUUUGAGUGCUUCUAGAUUAUUUCAGUGUUUAUCUCCACAUAGCGAGAACCAGGUGAUAGAUAGAGGUUUACAGAUGAUAGAUAAAUAUAGUUUACAUUAAAUCAUAAUGCUGUGAACUAUGAUAAUAAAACUCUCGUAUCACAACGUAACUGAAUUUAAAAUAUAACAUUCUGAUGUUAUCGGAACCCCCUAACGUAAAUAGCCUAGAAUUAAUGACCUACGGAGGGCAGACUGGGCACGCAUCUAUGACUCCAUCUGCCCCUCAUAAUGAAGAACUCCUCUGCCCGCGUCUGGCUGAUGACCAGAGAUAGCCUAGGUCAAGAUUCGAGCCCUAGAAUUAGCACUCCUUUUCGGGAAUUAAAGACCGGUUCCUCCGUCGACUCCGAGGAGAACGACGGCAUUCUGCCCCUGAAUAAUACCUUUUUUAAGAGUCUGAAGGGCUUCGGCAAGAGAGAAUUCAUAUCAAUCGACCUGUCGAAUAGUAGCUUGUCAAUUCAUGACCUCCAGGAGGAGAGGAAGGAUUUCAAUUCGAACAGCAGCUUAUUCGACGGUUCGAAACCCCUGAAUAAUAAUAUACACUCCAAUCAUUCCUCCGAUAAGGAUGCAACGGAGAAGGAUACCACGAACCCCCUGAAGGACCUGACGAUAAGGAACUCCUUUGCGAAGGAGGGCUUCGCCAAGAGCACUCGCCCUUGGCCUGGCAGUUUCUUCAAGGGCCUCCACUUCCCUACCAACAAGGAAUCGAAGGUCAAAAAGGACUCUUCCUUGGAAGAAAGUCACCAGGGGAGUCAGGACUCGAAGGACCCCGAAGUCGUCGACCCCUCCGAGAAGGACGUCCCGCUCCUCGACGCCUUCUCCCUCAACUUCAAGCUUCGUAGUGCCAGUCCUUCGUCGGCCUACAAGAGGCUCUGCCACUGGUUCGGAUCUAUCCUGAGGAACCGCGUCAAGCCCAGUGACGUCAUCUUGGUCAGGGGUAUGGACCAGCCGCUGUUGAGGGACGAGGAGAUGGAAGAGGAGGAGGAGGAGGAGGAGAAACUCUGAGCGGUAGUUACUUGAAAAACUCUCAGUGGUAAUUUUUUUG
Macrobrachium nipponense is the source of this 1929-nucleotide messenger RNA. RefSeq lists its product as uncharacterized. NCBI's taxonomy places the organism in Eukaryota, Metazoa, Arthropoda, Malacostraca, Decapoda, Palaemonidae. The transcript has a single exon. The record is from RefSeq and is a predicted model, not a curated record. Bases 1116 to 1889 code for a protein of 257 amino acids.